Molecule: messenger RNA, 4707 nt
Organism: Plasmodium gaboni
Lineage: Eukaryota; Apicomplexa; Aconoidasida; Haemosporida; Plasmodiidae
Product: putative stromal-processing peptidase
Exons: 6
Coding region: 1-4707 (1568 amino acids)
Biological process (GO): heme biosynthetic process
Cellular component (GO): cytosol
Molecular function (GO): porphobilinogen synthase activity; zinc ion binding
Source: RefSeq, a predicted model, not a curated record
AUGUUAAAAUCAGAUGGGGUAGUUUUGUUGUAUAUACUUGUAAUAAAUUUAAUUUGUUGUCUUAAUGGGAACACUAAGAAAAGAGCUUAUAUUUUAAAUACGCCCAAAUCUUCAAAUUGUAAGAAAUCAUGUUUCAGAAGAUGGAAUACUCCCGUGAAUAAUAAUAUAAAUGAAUUGAAGGAGGACGAAGACCUAAUAAAAUAUGAACUACAAAAUGGAUUAAGCAACAUAAUAUAUAAGAAAAGAAAAAGUGUAAAUAAGAAAAAAUAUAUUUUGAAUAAUGAAAAUCAUGUAAUUCUACCAACAUACAAAAUAUCGGAUGAUUAUAAAUGUUAUGUUAAUCCAAUAGAUUGUAAUUAUGAAGAACUACAUGUUUAUAUGGAGGUAAAUACAGGAAGUGUCAAUGAAAAGAAAAAUCAACAAGGAAUUAGUCAUUUGUGUGAGCAUGUGUCCUAUAUGGGUUCUAAAAAUAGGAAAAAUAUAGUGGAUAAAAAUAUUAGAACUAAUGCAUACACCGAUUUCCAUCACAUCGUGUUUUACAUCAGCGUAAGUCUUAAUAAUGAAAUUUAUAAAGAAAAUUUCUAUAGCGAUUUUAAGUGCGACCAAUUUAUAAAAAGCAUACGAGAAGAAGAUAUUGAAGAUUAUGAUAUAUACACAGUAGAUGAAUUUAACUACAAGCAUGCAAUUUUAUCACAAUGUAUCGAUACCAUGGUAGAAGUACUAAAGGGAGAAACGCAAUUUAAUAAGGAGAGGAUAACAAAAGAGAAAAAGGCCAUUUUUUCAGAGUACAGUAUUAUAAAUAAUAUAGAAUAUAAAAUGAAUUCAGAUAUAAUAAAAGUACUACACAAGGAAAAUAGGUUAAGCCAUAGAUUGCCUAUAGGUAAACUAGAAUUACUAAAGCGAUAUGGAGAGAAAGAUGUAAAGGAAUAUUUUAAUUUAUUUUUUCGACCUGAGAACGUUAAUUUUUUUGUAUAUGGUGAUGUAAAUGUUGAUAUAGCACAAAAGUUAAUAUCCAGCAAAUUAGAGAAUAUUAAGGGUAAAGAUCUUAAAGAGGAAGAUAAAAUAUAUUUGAAUAUAUUGAAUGAUAAAUGCACAUUACGUUCUAGAAAUAAAAAUUUACCAGCAGUUUUUCAUAUGUUUGGUGACAAUUCUGAUAUAAACGUCAACAAAGAAGAAGUAAAAAACAAUAUACAAUUGAAUAAUAUAGAAAAAAAUACACAAACAAAGGAUGAAAAUUUUCAUAUUAAUAAUAAUAAUGAAAAUAUUAUGUUAAACGUUACAGACGAAAAUGUUGCAGAAGAAGAAUAUAACAAUAAAAAACAAAAUGAUUAUAAAACAUAUGAUGACGAUAACAUUAUUGAUCUUCAAAAAUAUAAAGAAUUAAAAAGGAAUGAAAAUGAUGUUGUGUGUGAAUUAAAAUUUAGAAAUUAUCUAAAAAAUAAAUAUGAUGUAAAUAUGGAAGAAGAGAAAUUACUAAACAAAAAUGAUAUGAAAAAUAUAAAUACAAGUUUUGAAAUUAUAAAAUAUUCAUUAAAUAAUGUGAAUAUAAAUAUUUUAUUAAAAGAGGAAAUAAAAAGUGUGAGAACAUUAGAAGAUUUGAAAAAAUCUGUUAUAAAAGAAAUAAUAUUUUAUUGUUUAUCAUUUAGAUUUAAUAUACAUAGAAAUAAUUUAUUUAAUAGUAUAGAUAUUAAUGAAUAUACAAAUAUUAAUGAAGGAGCUACUAUAAGGACUAUCGAAAUUAAAACAACCAUUAAGGCGUUUGAAAAAACAAUCGAAUGUUUUUAUAAUUUUAUUAAAAGUUUAUUAAAAUAUGGUUUUAGUGAAGAUGAAUUAUUAAAUUAUAAAAUGAAUGAAAUAGAUUAUGAAGAUGAUUUAAAGGACAUUGAAGAAAAAAAAGGUGGACAAAUAAUCGAUCAUCAAAAUAUAUCACAUGAAAUUUCAGAAACAUAUAGUAAUAGUAAUAGUAAUAAGCAUUCAUCUAAAAAUAUGAAAUUAAUACAUCCACAUGAUGAUAAUCAUCAUGAUACAGAAAAAGAUAUAAACAAUAAAAUGAAUGAACAAGAUGAAGAAUAUAUUUUAGAUUCAACUAAAAUUAAUGAAACAUAUACUGACGAAAUACAAAAAAUUAUUGAUUAUAAUACUUGUGAACAUAUAUAUCUUAAUGAGAAAAGAGAAAAGAAAUACAAAAAAGAAAUUUUUCACAAACUUAAAUUAGAAGAAAUAAAUAAUUUUGCUAAACAAUAUUUUCAAUAUUUGUUUAAUAUUUUUAAUCCAUAUUCUAAUAUGAAACCUCACUGCGUAGUUAUACAUGUUCCAUCGAAAGAUCAAAAUUUAUUUAAUAAAAAUAAUAUUAAAAAAUUAUUUUUUAACAAUAUAUAUUCAACUAAUGAUGUACAGAAUUAUUCUAUAAAUAUACAAAAUAAACUUCUAUCACCUCAUUAUAUAUAUGAAAAUAUAACAAAGAAAUUAUCUCAAUCACGAUAUGUAGUCCCACAAAAAAGAGAAUAUAAGUAUUCAAACGAUAUCUUUAAUUUUAUUGUUAAUAAAAUGGAACAAGAUAAAAAUGAAAGUAUUUUUGAUGUUAAGAAUGUGUUUCCAACUUUACAACUUUGUGGUGUAUCUACCAAUCCAGAUUUAAAUAUGUUUAAAAAAUUUUAUAAUAUAAAGGAAAACAAGCAUGAUCACCUAAAUAAGGUAAACGACCAUAUGAAUGAAACGACAUCAUUACCACAAACAAAUGAAUCUUCUGUGCAACAGAUAUUACCCCUUAGUUCUAACAAAAAUAAGAAUAAUUAUGUUGAUAUAAAAGAGAAACCACAAAGAGUAGAAAUAAAUAAUAAAGAAGAUAAUAUAUAUGACAAUAGUGUAUUUGAUAAUACAGGAAAGAAAUUAUCUCCGAAAGGGGUUACAUUAUUAAAUUUAAAGAAUUAUGUUUUAUCCUUAAAAAAUCAGAAAGAAAUAGAAAACUAUGAAUUGUUAAACGGUGUGAAAGUAAAUUUAUAUAAAACUAAAGUAGAUAAGAAAAAUAUUUAUAUGCGUUUAAUUAUUCCACAUAAUGAGAUAAUAAAAAAGAAGAAAGAAAAUGUGCAUCUUUUAUUAUUUUCUAUCAUAUGUUUAUUUGAAGGAGGAGAAAUCGAAAAUGUUAGUCGAGAGCAUGUAGAAAUACAUUGUAGUAAUAAGAGUAUUAAUAUAUAUAUUGAUAUCAAUGAUGAAUAUUUCUUUAUUGAUAUAUAUACACAUAAUAAAUAUGAAAAUAUAAGUUCAGCCUUUUCUAUAUUAAAUAAUAUCAUCUUGGAAACAAAAAUAGAGAAGACUGCUUUGCCAAGGGUAGUAGAUAAGUUAAAAAAGGAUUUCUUCGAAUAUAAAAAUAGUCUACAGUCGCUUUUACUUGGACAAACCAUUUCGUACGUAACGGGAGGUAAAAUAGGAUACCAAAAUUUUGAAGUUUCAGAUACUGAAAAUAUUACCAUGGAUGAUGUUCAAAGAAUGUUGAAACAUUUAUUUAGUGAUUUAAACUUAUUUGAAUUAACUAUUGUAGGUGAUUUUUCUGAUUUCAUACAUUACUAUAUAUUACAUUAUCUUGGUACCUUACAAGGGAAGAUAAUUGAAAAAGAAGGAGAAACGAAAGAAUCAGAUUUAUAUUUGAAAAACAAUAAGGAUAAUAUAAUAAUAGAAAACAAUCCUACAAAUAACUUAUCUAAUGAAUUAUAUUCCUUUAAUGAAAAAAACAAAAAAAAUCAAAAUAAUUUGUGUACGUCUAAUUCUGACUUAUUAUUAAAUGAUUAUUAUUCUAUGUUAUGUCCUUUUUCACAAUUCGAAGAAAAGUCAAAGAAUACAACUUAUGUUUAUAUAAAAGAAAAGGAAGAACAUGGAAUAUUUUUAUUAGUAGGAAAAGGAGCAAACACUUAUGGAUUUUUAUCUAAUGGGAUACAUAUAUCAUUUUAUUUAAUAGAAUAUUUAAAAAGAAUAAUUAGUGGGAUUGAAAAAAAAAAAAAUGUAAAAAGUAAAAAUGAUGAAAAUGUUUUUAAGGAUAAAAAUAUUUAUAGUGAUGAAUAUAUUUGUAACGAAUUAGAAAAAAUAAAAAGUCAAGUUUUAGAAGAUUUUCAUUUUAAAAAUAAAGAUAAAGACAAUAUAAAUGAAUAUCUUAAAAAGAAAAAAAAAUUAUAUACUAGUCCAUUAUUUUUUAAUGCAGUUUCAUAUAUUAUUCAAUAUAUCUUAAAUAGUAAAUUAUUUCAUUACUUAAGAGAGAAAAAAGAAUUAACAUAUGAUUCAUCAUUUGAAUUUAUAAGUUAUGAAAAAUAUUUUGCUGGAUUUUUUACUAUACUAGUACAAACAAACCCUAGAGAUUUGGAAUUAAUAAAAAAAGAGGUAUUAUCAUGUAUACAAUUAUUUACUACAAAUUAUAAUAACUUCUCAGAUUAUUUAAUUGAAAAUUCGAAAUUAUCAUAUUUAAAUAAAAAAAAUAAAGACUUAAAAUAUUUUGUAGAUAAAAUAUCUGGUAUGCAAUUAACUCAUUUUCCAUUAAAAUAUAAAAAUAAAAAUAUAUUGAAAGAUAAUAUAAUAUUAAAUAAAAUUGAAAAAAUUGAUGUUCUUCUUGUAUUGUUUAUUUUAUUUAAUCAAACAAAAAAUUAUCAUAUAUCUUAUGGAAUAUCAGCUCCACAGGAUAUAUGGAAAGAAACAUAUAAAAAUAUAAACAAGUUAUACUAA